AUGGAGGGGGCGCUGCGGCCGGCGGAGGAGGGGCCCAGCGGCCCCAAAAUCUACCGGCAGCGCGGCCCCUACAGCGUCCUCAGGACGUUCCCGGGCAAGCGGCCGGCGCUGGCCAAGCGCUACGACCGGGCCCCGCUGCUCGAGCCGCCGCUCUCCCGGCCGCCGCCGCCGCCCCCGCCGCCCUUCGCGCCGCCCGCCGCCGCCUCCAGCAGCAGCAGCAGCAGCGCGGGCGAGCCGCCGCCGUUCCCGCCGCAGGGCUCCUUCCCCCCCGGGCCCGGCCGGGCCGCCGCCGCCUCGUCGUCGUCUCCGUCCUGCGCGCCCGCCGCGCCCCAGGGCCCCCCGAGGACCUCGGCGCCGCCGGCCCCCGCCGCGUCCUCGUCCUCGUCCUUCGCCGCCGUCGUGCGCUAUGGCCCGGGCCCGGGGGCCGCCGCGGGCAGCAGCAGCAGCAGCAGCAGCGCGGGCAGCGACGGCGCCAGCCUGGAGCUCAGCGCAGAGAGUCGAAUGAUCUUGGAUGCCUUUGCCCAGCAAUGCAGUCGAGUUCUUAGUCUCUUAAAUUGUGGAGGAAAGCUUCUGGACUCCAACCAUUCUCAAUCCAUGAUUUCUUGUGUAAAGCAGGAAGGCUCGAGUUAUAUGGAAAGACAGGAGCAGUGUCCCAUCGGGAAAGGGGUCCACAGUCAGACCUCAGAUAACAUAGACGUAGACAUGCAAUAUAUGCAAAGGAAACAACAGACUUCUGCCUUUUUGAGGGUUUUCACUGACUCCCUACAGAAUUACCUGCUCUCAGGGAGCUUUCCAACUCCAAACACCUCUUCAGUCAGUGAGUAUGGCCAGCUGGCCGACGUGGAUCCUCUGUCAACCUCCCCCGUGCAUACACUAGGUGGCUGGACCUCCCCGGCAACCUCCGAAUCCCACGGUCACCCGUCCUCUUCUACACUGCCGGAGGAGGAAGAAGAGGAGGAAGAGGAAGGCUACUGCCCUAGAUGCCAAGAGCUGGAGCAGGAGGUUAUUUCACUACAACAAGAAAAUGAAGAGCUCAGACGGAAAUUAGAGAGCAUACCAGUGCCCUGCCAGACUGUUCUGGAUUACCUGAAGACUGUGCUGCAGCACCACAACCAGCUCCUGGUCCCUCAGCCUGCAGACCAGCCCACUGAGGGAAGCAAGCAGCUGUUGAACAACUAUCCUGUCUACAUAACGAGCAAACAGUGGGACGAGGCUGUAAAUUCUUCAAAGAAAGACGGGAGACGGCUCCUUCGAUACCUCAUCAGAUUUGUUUUCACAACCGAUGAGCUUAAGUACUCAUGCGGCCUUGGGAAAAGGAAAAGGUCAGUGCAGUCAGGAGAGACAGGUCCCGAAAGACGCCCUCUGGAUCCAGUUAAAGUAACAUGCCUCCGAGAAUUCAUUAGGAUGCACUGUACCUCCAACCCCGACUGGUGGAUGCCCUCGGAGGAACAAAUAAACAAAGUGUUCAGCGACGCUGUGGGUCACGCCCGGCAGGGGCGGGCGGUGGGGACUUUCCUGCACAACGGUGGCUCGUUUUAUGAAGGGAUCGAUCACCAGGCUUCCCAGGAUGAGGUCUUCAAUAAAAAUUCCCAGGAUGGGCCUGGGGAUUAGUGGACAAAAAUCUUUACACCGUAGCGGCUGGUCCUCUCAACAGUUCCAGUUGUCCAUGUGCUGUCCCCGUCCCCUGAGAGUCCAGAGCAUGUCCUUCUGUCAGACUGUACACAUCUCAAACCUUAACUCUCUUGACCUACUGCCACAGUUCCCAAAUAGAAAUCCAUUUUGGGAUUGUUUGGGAAGUCUAUGGAACCUACAGCAGACUUUGGGUACAUUAUAAAAAGAAAAAACAAUUGAAUUUAAUUGAUUCCUAGCUAGACAGUGAGGGUGGAAAAAAAAAUCAGUGAGCUACUGGUCACCUGUCUGAAAUCUUCCCGUAAGCACUGCUUCCUGAGCAGAGCCCGUCCCCGCGGAAGAUGGGGUUAGAGGCCCUGCCCGUGAGAGAAGAGACAGACGUGCAGUUAUUUUAAGGGACAAUGAACAAACAUUUUCUUUAGUUUAAUUCAAAUAAGUUGUCUCUCCAUUUUCCAAAGACUUGAAUUCCUACUUCUCAGCCAAGACCUAGGGUGGGCGACACUGUCACCUGUUGGCAAAGCCUGUAUUAAGCCUGAGAACAGAGGUCGCUGCUAGACAACGAUUUGUUGGAAACCCGCUGGGUUUGUUUUUGUGGUUGUUUUUUUUUUUUCAGUUUUUUUAUGAACCUCACCCCACCCACCCCACCCCUAGCCCAAAAAUCUGCCCUGUUGAUCAGAAAGGCUCUGGAGUUCACAAACAGUAAGUUUUCGUUCUGUUCAGUCGGGAAACCGCCAGAGAUCCAAGACCCUUUGCAGCUGCUCGGUUUCGUAGGUCCACCGACCCACCGUUCCCACAGCCUUAACUCAGACUUUGUCGACGCAAUGCCAAAGUGAUGGGUUGAGCAACGAGGAUUUCAGUCACUGGAGGCCAGACAAGUGGUGUGACUGCUGGUGGUCACCGAUUGACCGGACGUCCUGGGAUCACAUACACAGCCGCAAGGCCAUUCUGACAACUAUGCAACGGGCUCGUCUGUAAUUUCCCUGAAACGUGAGGGUCUUCCUCUGAGUAGAUGUGUAGACUUUGCAUAAGCUUUUGUUUCUCGUUGUCACUGUUGAAAAUGUUUCAUCCCGACUGUUUUUGCUGUUUGUGCCUCUUCCCCCCACCCCCCAGGCCCCCCACCCGAUCUGUUGAACACAGGCUCUGGCUAAGUCAACACUGAACCACUCCCACGUGUUCUCUUCUGUUGAAUUUGUUGAGCUCCGUCCGUGAAAUUAGUACUGUCCUUGGGAGCAUUCCUCCCCCACAGACUGGAGAUGGUAGAAGCUGGUUCUGAGGGCUUGAGGUUCGGGGGGAGGAGCAGCCUCCUCCGUCACCCCGACUCUGUAAAGCCUAGGGCUGCGUGGGCAGGAGUUGCUGAAGGUGCCUAACGUCGUCCACCAAUGUGAUGAGGGUUUUGAAAAUCGGUCGGAAAUUCAUUGAAGGUGUAUGAGCAUCCGUUUAUAAAGAGGGUUUUUUGUGAGACCGUAAAUUACCAUUUAUGUUCAGUAAUUAGCACCAGCUGUAUGCACGGCCCUGGAAGUAGGUUCUCCUUUAGCUUGUUAUUAUUAGCUUCAUCCAUUGAAGGGUUUAAUGUUCAUAGAGGUGGUCCUUUGUCGGAUCUGUUGAGUCGUGUGGGGAGAACUAGUAUCUCGAUCCCGUUUGGGGCACGUUGGCUUAGAUUUGUAAGUAAAAGGAUGAUGGCGAAUGUGAUGUUAGGGGAACCAGGAGACCUCUGCCUUCAGCAGUCCAAGGAAGGAGGAGACUUUUAAAAUGUUUUCAGAGGUCUGGGAAGUCAGUGCCUUAUAAGACUCUUUGGUGGCAGGAAAUCCUGGCCAGACGCAGACUGUCCCCGCAACCUCCUCUGUCUUUCCGUCCUUGCUUUUUUGCAUCAGGCGCUCGCUGGAGCUGGCCAAGCAGCUUUAGGCUGAGUGGGGCUGGGGCGCCGCCUGCUCGCGGCCUGGCUGGCCUGGUGAGGGUCGGCCCAGCCCCGGGGCUUGGGGGCCGCCGUCAGGGGCCGCUGUGGGAGCCUGGCUCACGGCGGUUGCCUCUCGGUCGCCUCAUCCCUAAAUCGGGGCGUGCAGAGGAUGUUUCCUUAUUUGUGGUGAGACCGUGUGGAGCGAGGUUUCAAAAGCUCACCACCAAGACCGGGGGCCGUCCCCACUCUGUCCCCCUUAGCCCUGAUGUCCUUGGAGACCUGAGGACGUGGCUUACGCUUGGCGCCUUUGGCAGUUGGUGGAUCGCUCGUGGCUAGAAAGUGUAGCGUCAGCUCAUGGAAUCCCCAAGUCGCUGGGCACCGGCACCGACGGACUGAGCAGCCCGGGCUGCGGCGGUGCCACCUUCUCGGGGGGGGGGGGGUGACCCAGGGCUGGCCUGGCCCCAGAGGCUCACCGCCGCCUGCCCAGCGCUUCAUGUGCUCCGCGACUGCCGUGACCUGACAGCCUGCCGGUGACACAGUCUCGACGUGUCUCAUUGCCCCGAGGUAAGGGGACAGGACAGGGACUCUGCCUACCUUCCAAGCGGCCCGAAGCCCCAGAUGCAGCGGCGCUGGGCGCAGGAGGCCCUCGGGGGACCCACGGGAGGCAGCAGGCCGGAGGCUGCGGAGGGCAGGGCCGCUGGGCCGUGAGCAGCCCCACUGGACGCCGUUGCCGGACGCUGAGAGGCCGGUGACGGCGGCUGCAGAACGCGGCUGCCCCUCCUUGGGAGGGAACUGGGAGACCCGUGGAGCUGCUUCACAGCUGCAGAGCGGGCGGGUGCACUUCGGUCCGGAUCUUCGUUGGCCCCUCCUCGGCCAUAAGCACAGGGGCCUAGGGGACUGUCAGCCUUGUAGAGGACACGUUGCUAGAGGUGGGAGUUGGCCCGGCUCGUCCAAGAGCCAGAUGCGGGUAGAACGGGGUAUGCGGCCCAGUAGCUGUUCUUGUGAUACCUGACGUCUUCCCCAGUUCUAGACAACAACCCCAACCUGGUGAACCGCAGGUUCGUGACUUCUGCAUUCUCCUCCCGCCUUUGAUAUCUAGUCCUCCUCCCUGCUGCUCUCAGAACCCGGACGGAGCAUUACGCGAGGUGAAACACGCAUGGUUUUCAGAAAAGCAAACCUACAUUCGCCCUCAUUUGGGUUUUACUGUAUAACCCAUGCUCUAGACUCUAACCCUAAUACCCACCAACUACCUCCUUAGUUUUUUCUUAGAUUUUAGUCAUUUGUUAAAACCUCAGUCUCGGAUAACUUUAUUUGUAGAAAAGACCGAAACUUAACUUUUCUCGUUCAGAGCUGUGUCAUUUCACAGUAGAGAUCUAUGGUUUUUGACAGCUCUUCUACACAAAUUUCAAGAAAUGUAAUAGGAAACGAUUGUGCACAUAUGGUGCAAGCCUCGCUGGUGUGUGUUUAACGUGGCAACAUUUGCCAUAACUGCUUGGCAAAGCGUGUCAACUAGAACGCUGGAGUCAGAACCCUAAUGUAAAUGUGUCUAAACAGGGCUAUGUCGCAUUAUGAUAUAUUUUUGUAAACAUAGCCGUGGCUUCUUACAGUCGUGUAAGUACUGAAUACAAAUAGUCACUUCCCUUGGAAUGAUGCAGGAAAAUGCUACCCUGCCGGUGGCCCUCUGCACAGUUACUUGCGUUGUCAGUGGCAUUUGUGUUUCCUAGAGGCUGAAGGAUUGAUGCCAGACAAGGCGGGGUGCCCACACCAAGGCCCCAGUACUUGCCUUCUAGUGUGUAAAACUCAAGACCGUAACUGAUACCAUCUACACCUUAGAGGCCACCUCACCCUCCAUAGUGAACUCAACUGCAUCCAACAGUGAGAGGACUGGACUUUGUCCGUCUAACUAACGACCAGCUUUGCCUCCUGUAGCACUAAAUUUACCAAAUCUUUUUGGUACAAGUGGCCAGGUUGGUUUUCCUGGUGACCAUCCAUAGCUGACUGAUACAAGGUCUAGGUGUUCACGGAGUCACAGUUCCCCCUUCAGCGUAAUUGCCCCAGUACAAGUGGCCAUGUGGGUGUUGGCCACGUUGGAAAACCCUUCAGGCCCACCCCAAACCUCUAACAACCACCCUACUAACUGCAGCUGAUACUCCUUGAGUUCUCGUGUGCCAGGUUCUCUACAAAGCACUUUAACGCAUCGUCUCCUUUUGAUCCUCGUGACUGUCCUCCGAGACGGUUACUCUUGUUACCCCAGUUUAUCCGUAAGGACGCUGCCCAAGGUACUCAGCUAGUAAGCGAUCCCCUUGGGCUCAGGAAGCAGGAUGACUAGUUCAGUUUCCCCCAGUAGUCAGAGUUCUCAAAGCCCACCAACAGUCUGGAAUGGAUUGUGUUUGAUUUAUGGCAUCGAGGGAAAGAUGAUAUUUGUGUUAGUAAAAACCACCUUUAAGUGUGUUGACACUUCAGUAGGACCCUAGAAACCAUACCUGUUCUGGUAACUGCCCGGGUUUCCGCGUAAGACUUGACUUGCGUGAGAGUCCAUGUUGACUAGAAGUGUUAAAGUAGUGAAAAAAUUAAAAUUGCUGAUGUGUUCACCUUUGUUUUGUAGGUUCCCUGUACAAAAAUGCAGGGAUUUAAAGCAAACAUUUGAACUCAGUGGAGUGAUCUUCUUUGGGGACCCAUAGAUGUCAGAAACGGCACUGGGCAUCGGUUAGCUAACGUUUCCUUCAGUUUGCGCCUUUGUUGUGUUUGUAGCCUUAGAGUCGAUGAGUCUGGUUUGGAAGAGAGGGAUUUAAUGUACGAUGUCACUGUGAGAACCGUUGUGAAGGUUUUGUAGGAAAAUAUGGUAAUCUGUGGACCCUUUCCCGUAGUUACUGGCUUUCACAUCUCUGGGGCUGUGCUUGAGUUCAGGAGCCCACCAAGGCCAUGCGGGCCCAGCUUGUGUUUCUUGGGAACAGGGCACGCCAGAUGGUGAGACGGUCCUGAAACUUUCGAGGUCCUUGGUCCAGCCAGACCCUGCCCAGUGUAAGCACUGCCUCUGUCCCUCUUCUCUGGAGCUUCAUGUAGCAGCCUGACAUUGGGGCCAACUUGCCUUUACUCUAUUUUCUAUGAUGAACACUUGUGGAGAAACUGUGACAAAUCCAUUGAUCCUAAUAUUUUUAUUGUUGGAGUCCUGUUGAUUCUCUAUGAAUAAUUUCUAUUCGAUUGUACUGUGUAGAAUUAAUACCCACUAGGGAUAUGUUAAUAAAACUAUAAAUGCAUAGUGUAAUAUAGAAUAGCAAGAUUUUUUUGUGAACAAUUUAUAUAGAAAAGUAAGUUGUUUUUUAAGUGUUAGGCACAUUUCUUUUAGGAACUUAAAAUGUUAUAAGAGUUUUUUAAACAUUCAAUAUUUUUAAUUAUAAGAAACAUUUGUUACUAGAGCCAGUUAUUUCAGGUGUUCUAAUUGGAGUAUUGAUUUUAUUACCUCAUAUACCUCUAGAAUGCCACAUGUUCUGUUGGAGAUAAAAUUGCACAAUAAAUGUCAAGUCUCUGUUAAGUGUUUUAA
Molecule: messenger RNA, 7064 nt
Organism: Canis lupus familiaris (dog)
Lineage: Eukaryota; Metazoa; Chordata; Mammalia; Carnivora; Canidae
Gene: BEND4
Product: BEN domain containing 4
Exons: 5
Coding region: 1-1611 (536 amino acids)
Molecular function (GO): DNA binding
Source: RefSeq, a predicted model, not a curated record